UCCCCAUCAUUCCCCAAACUUCCUCCACCUCCUUGUUUACCCUUCAAGCCAUCCCCCUUUAAUUUCUUUGAACUCCUCUCUUUAAUUAUUCAAGGUCAGUCACACUGCUCCAUAAAAACACAAUAUACUUUCAUCGUUUGCUUUCACAGUGAAAAAAAGGAGAGAUCGUAUGGGGAACUGUCAAGCAGCUGAGGCAGCCACCGUGGUGAUUCAACACCCGGGGAACAAGAUCGAGAGGAUUUACUGGUCUGUUACUGCUAAUGAAAUCAUGGGCUUGAAUCCGGAUCAUUACGUUGCACUCCUUGUGACCUCCCCGACUUUAAAGAACGAAAAUGGAACGCCGGUGAAGCAGCUCAAGCUCUUGAAACCUGAUGACACUUUGUUAAUCGGCCAUGUUUAUCGACUCGUCAGUUUUGAAGAUGUUUUGAAAGAAUUUGCUGCAAAGAAGUGCGUGAAACUUGGGAAACUGUUGAAAGAAAAUGGAGGGCUUGGGCUUGGCGUGGAGUUGAAGAGAAAGGAUUUACCCAGAACUGCUUCCAAUAUGAACCCCAAACUUAACUCGAAACCUGAGAAGAACAGUGAUGUUAAGGUGGAGCAGGAAGUUAAUAGACUGGGAGGUGGCGGCAGUAGGUACAUGGGAAGAAAUCAUGGCGGAGGUGGGCAAUGGACGCCGGCGUUGCAGAGCAUUGCAGAGAUUGGAAUUUGAAAUGCAAUGUACAGUUGCAUAUUGCUGGCUUCUUCUUCUUCUGUCGUUCUCUGCUCCAUUGCCCAGUCUCCUCCACCAAUAAAAAGCUAGCAACUAUAUAUAUAUAUAUAAGAUAUUGUUAUCUUUUCCCUUUUUUUCUUGUAGAUUUUAGGAGGUAGAGUUUGUCUUAGAUUUAAAACCAUCAGGAGUUUUAGAAGAUUAUAAAUGUAAUGAUUGUUGUGGAA
This is a messenger RNA of Hibiscus syriacus, 930 nucleotides long. RefSeq lists its product as uncharacterized. Bases 170 to 706 code for a protein of 178 amino acids. The record is from RefSeq and is a predicted model, not a curated record. NCBI's taxonomy places the organism in Eukaryota, Viridiplantae, Streptophyta, Magnoliopsida, Malvales, Malvaceae. The transcript has 3 exons.